This is a messenger RNA of Colletotrichum costaricense, 315 nucleotides long. RefSeq lists its product as uncharacterized. NCBI's taxonomy places the organism in Eukaryota, Fungi, Ascomycota, Sordariomycetes, Glomerellales, Glomerellaceae. The record is from RefSeq and is a predicted model, not a curated record. The transcript is spliced from 2 exons. Bases 1 to 315 code for a protein of 104 amino acids.
AUGAUGGUGGAAACAUUGCGGCCGCCAGCUACCAUUGGCUCUUUGACCGACAGGGCAAAGGGAAACCCUGUGCGCAUCACCGACCCGCAUAUCACGGCCGGCCCAAUACCGGCCAGCGCCUUCUUCAGCACAUGCGCAGCUUCUGAGCGCAAGACGUCCACCGCUCCGUUAGUCUACCACCUUGCGGUGUACCAACUCUACACACUAGCAUCCACAACUGCAACUUCUGCAUGCCCCAAGCCCGAGAUUGGCGAGAUCAUCGCUCGCCAUGAUGGCGCUGCGUGGGUUUCCGCUUUCUGGCAGGAAAUGAAGUAA